CGAUUACCAAUACAUCAACAUAACCAGACAUAACAUAACCUUAUUUUUUCUUAGAGCUUAGUUGAACUUUUGUAACAUAGUUUUAUUAAUUUGACCAUUAUAACGAAUAAAUUAAGAUAAAAUGGAAGAAGAUACUGUCGCCGAACCUACCUCAAUGCACUCAAAUUUAUACAAAUGUCGAGGGUUAACUCAGGAAAUGUCUCAACAACAAAGACGAAUGGACUUUCUAAAAAAGCAAAAAGAGCGAAGGCAUCAAAUAACCGACGAAAAUCGAAAAAUCUGCGAGCUCUUAUUGAACGACAUGUGUUUCGACGAAGAAACAAUGCAGUGGGACUCCGUCACACCUCGAAGCAAGAGGAAAAAGGUGGUGUUCAAACUGAUGCAUUCCGAAUGGUUUACUGAUAUACCAGAUGACCUGGAAGAAAAUUGGUUGACAAAGUUUGCGCCAGAAGGACUCAGAGUCCUAUUAAUUGCGACUAGAGGUCAUACAAAUUGCUAUAACACUAAAGGACGUUAUUAUUUCAACCUUAAGUCGGGAUUUCCAGGUGGACAUAUAAGAAUGCAUGACUGUUUAUUCUGGAACUCAUUGUCCAUGUUAGACAGCGAGGCACAGUUCAGAUUUUUUUGGCUAAAGGCAAAGUUCGAUGAAAUGCCAGAUCUGGCCCAGCACGGACAUAUCCAGUUUAUAUUGUUACACCACUUUCCCGCGGAGAAAUCCAUGAUGCAGGAAAUAAUGUCGGAACAAACUAUAGUGAAAGACCAAAAAUUGCCUUACGAUGGAGUUGUAUUUUAUCACAAAGAGUCACACUAUUUUUUCGGAUAUACACCGCUAGUAGGGUGGCUAGCAUCGUACAUGUUACCUGAGCAACUAAAUAUAGAUGUACCUCCUGAGAAUAUGGCGCGGAAGCCCGCAGAUUACGAGAACAUGGAAAAAUACCUGGAGGAUUUGGAGAAACGGAAAAAGAAGAGACACAAAUCUUGGAGGAAGAAACAUAAUGUUGUAGAUGAAGAAAUGCUUUAAAGUUGUUGUUUGUACAUUGAAUGUUUUAAUGUAAACUUGUGAAUGUUUUGUUAAUGCUUGAGUCAUGUGGAACAUGUCAGCGUGUAUAUACAUUUAUGUUUUUUAAAAUUGUUUUUCGUUAGAAGAGUAGUAUACCCAAAUCUAGUCUUGAGAUGUUCUGAUGUAUGCCAGAAUACGUGUCUGUGUUAUGAUGGAACUAGUGUAGCAGCAAGUUCUAAUAAACGAUUUGUAUCUUGAGACAGUUCUCUGUAUUAAGUCUGGCCACUAAAUGGAACACAUGCUUAGCGGCAUGUGCUUGAAACUACCUACUUUAAAA
Molecule: messenger RNA, 1337 nt
Organism: Acanthoscelides obtectus
Lineage: Eukaryota; Metazoa; Arthropoda; Insecta; Coleoptera; Chrysomelidae
Source: the annotation of a GenBank genome assembly